This is a messenger RNA of Sturnus vulgaris (Common starling), 2204 nucleotides long. The record is from RefSeq and is a predicted model, not a curated record. Lineage: Eukaryota; Metazoa; Chordata; Aves; Passeriformes; Sturnidae.
ACUAGGAAGGCUCUGCUGGGUUUUUUGCAGGGUGUCUUUACUGCUGGCAGCGUUAGCGUUAAGUUUCCGUAGGUCGGUCCGAAAUGGCGAGCAGCAAUGGCUGCUUUGAGGGUGCGGCAAUGCUCGCCUUCGACCCCGCGCCUGAGGAGAUUCUGGCACCCGAUGUUCUCAGACACUCCAUUUCAAAGGAUCUUUCCGAGCCUGUAACUGCAAGGCUGAAUCUUCCACGUUCUAUGAGGUUCAGUGAACCAGGCGUGAUGAAAAAUCCAGGAGCAGACACCACCACAUUUUCAGCCCUUCCCUCACAGGAAGAGCUGGAUUUCAUUGAAAGAUACAAACAGGGAGUAAUAAACUCAGUAUCUGCCUUGCAUAUGUUUGCCAAAAUACAUCACCUGGAGCUUGAAUUGAAAGAAACGAGUGUGGCAGGCGAUGUCAUAAGGCCUUAUUUUGCUUUUUGUGCUGUGAUAAAUGGUGUUUGCUACAAGACUGGGCUGGGAAAGAACAAGAAGGAGUCUAAAUUAAAUGCAGCUAAACUGGCUCUUGCUGAGCUGCUUAACUUGGAGAAUACAGGGGCAAAGUCUUUUGAGGAUUCAGAUUUUUCCUGUGCUCCUGCUGAACUCCGACCUCCAGCAAACUCUGCUUGUGUUUCAAGGACUGGAGUAGAACAUCCCUAUCAAAAACUCUCACAAACACUUGAGGAAGUGUUUAACCGCCUGACUUCCCAGCACCCCGAGUACCACAGCUGUGGCAGUUCCCUGGCUGCCUUCAUCAUUGAAAAGGGCAAGUCUGGUUUGAUUGUGAGUUUUGGGCAGUGGGAAAUCGCUUCCCACAGAGCCCUGAAGCAGCUUGGUGGGCAGCCAGGCCUGGUGAACUCAGCAGCAUCUCUGGUUUUAGGUGGGCAGCAUGAAGUGGUGGCACUGGGGACAGGAGAGUGCAACUACAGCCGGAGCUUCGAGUCCUGUGGGAGGCUCUUGCACGACAGCCAUGCCAUUGUCACUGCCAGGCGUUCCCUGCUCAGAUAUUUGUAUCGGCAUCUUUUGCUGUUCUAUAACAAAAAUCCAGCCAAGGCAGAGAGAUCCAUAUUUUGCACAGCACCAGGCUCAAAGCUGCUUACCUUAAAGCAAAAUAUAACUCUGUCACUCUACAUGAACCAGCUUCCAAAGGGAACUGCUCAGUUAAAAUCAGAGGUGCAUCUCGGUCCCCAGUCCAUAUCUGCUUAUGAAGCCAGCGAAGAGCUGAGUCUGCACGUUGCUCUGGAAGGCAGGAUUUACCUGGCUGCUUGCUGUCCCCCCAAGACUGUCAGAGUGAGCAGCAUGUCAGCUGGUGACAAACUGACCAAGUGGGAGGUGGUUGGUCUUCAGGGAGCCUUGCUGAGCCACUUCAUUGAGCCCGUGUACAUCAGCAACAUUCUUGUGGGGAAUGGAAGUUGUAAGGAUACAAAAGGACUGGACAUAACCAUAAAGCAGCGCCUGGAUGAUGAACUUAUUUCAAAGCUUCCUGUGCCUUACCUGGUCAACAGAUCUCAUGUUUACCUGGUGAAGGCUGCACUGCCAAUCCAAACAGAUUUGAACCAGUGGUCACUUAGUUUGAAUUGGACAUUGUCAGAUGCAUCUCUGGAGGUUGUGGAUGGAUUAAGUGGGAAGACCACUGAAAGCUCCCCGUUCCGCAGCGGCAGCUGCCUGGCCAGCCGCCUGUGCAAGGCCGCCAUGUUCAGCCGCUUCAGGAUGCUGGCCAGGGAAGCAGGACGGGGUGACCUGCUCCAGUUUGCAACCUACCACGAGGCAAAGAUGAAAUCUCAGUUAUACCAAGAAGCUAAAAGCUUGCUGCAGAGCUACCUAGAGCAACACACUUAUGGAUCAUGGAUUGUCAAGUCUCCACAUAUUGAACAGUUCAGUGAUUGAUGGAGGUGGAUUGAAUGUUAAGUUGGUUUGAAUGAUCUGUUUCAGUAAAUAUAGUUCUGAGUUGUAAAAAGUUCAACUUUUAAGUUCGUAGUUACAGAAUGAAAACAAUCCCAGAGCUGCUUCUUGUCAGUUUAAAUGCACCACCUGCAGCAGUUCAGUCUUUUCCCAAAAUGGGUGUUUUCUUACACGUAAAUCUGUUCUGCCAUGCCACCUCAUUUCAGCUUCCUCACCCCUGUUCCUACAAGUCCCCACCCUAUAGAUGGAGUUAAUAAUUUUUCCUGAUAGUUUCAGGAUUUCUAUAUA